AUGGCGAUGCAAGUAGAUUUGUCGCAGGCUCAACUGCUCAAGGAUGAAACCGGCCGGCCAUUCAUCGUUGUUCGAGACCAAGGAAAGAAGAAGAGAACCCAUGGCACAGACGCCGUCAAGCAGCAUAUUGUGGCGGCUAGGACAGUAGCCAGCAUUGUCAAGACAUCCUUGGGACCUCGAGGACUGGACAAGAUUCUCAUAUCUCCCGAUGGAGACAUUCAGAUUACAAAUGACGGCCGUACGAUCAUGUCUGAAAUGGAACUUACAAACCCGAUUGCGAAAUUGAUGGUCGAGCUGUCGAAGUCACAAGACGAGGAGAUUGGCGACGGCACUACAGGCGUGGUCGUGUUGGCAGCAGCUUUAUUAGACCAGGCUGCGGACCUCAUUGAUAAGGGCAUUCAUCCAAUCCGCAUUGCAGAUGGUUAUGAUCAGGCCUGUGAAGUCGCAGUUGCACAACUGGACAAGAUCAGCGACGAGAUACCAUUUUCAAGAGAACGACAGGAAAAUCUGAUAAAGGUCGCCAAAACAAGUCUGGGCAGCAAAAUCGUCAGCAAAGCACAUGAUCAAUUCGCCAAAAUUGCCGUGGAUGCUGUCAUGUCUGUUGCGGACCUGGAGCGCAAAGAUGUCGACUUUGAACUUAUCAAGGUCGAUGGAAAGGCCGGAGGCUCGAUAGAGGAUUCUCUACUAGUCAAGGGUGUCAUUGUGGACAAGGAUUUCUCACACCCCCAGAUGCCCAGCGAAGUGAAAGACGCAAAGCUUGCCAUUUUAACAUGCGCCUUUGAACCUCCCAAGCCGAAGACCAAGCACAAACUUGAUAUCUCUUCCGUGGAGGAAUUCAAGAAACUGCAACAGUAUGAGCAGAAUAAAUUCGUCGAGAUGAUCGAUAUGAUCAAGGCCACCGGAGCGAAUCUCGUCAUCUGCCAAUGGGGCUUUGAUGAUGAAGCAAACCAUCUUCUCCUCCAAAACCAUCUACCAGCCGUUCGAUGGGUCGGCGGGCCUGAGAUUGAGUUGAUAGCCAUUGCCACCAACGGAAGGAUUGUCCCUCGGUUCGAGGAUUUGAGCAGUGAAAAGCUGGGCAAAGCUGGUGUUGUAAGAGAAAUGACUUUUGGCACCACCCGUGAAAAGAUGCUGGUCAUCGAAGAAUGCGCAAACACUCGGGCAGUCACCGUCUUUGUGCGAGGCAGCAACAAGAUGAUCAUUGAUGAGGCAAAGAGAUCAUUACAUGACGCACUGUGCGUGGUACGAAACCUGGUCAGAGACAACAGAGUUGUGUAUGGCGGCGGUGCCGCUGAGAUUGCAUGCUCUCUGGCAGUGGAAGACGCGGCCAACAAAUCGCCUGGCCUGGAACAAUAUGCCAUGAGAGCAUUUGCUGACGCCCUUGACGCUGUCCCUAUGGCUCUCGCAGAGAACUCUGGACUGAGCCCUAUCGAGACACUUGCGGCGGUCAAGUCCCGACAAGUUAAGGAGCAGAACUCACGACUGGGUGUGGAUUGUAUGAGCACUGGUAGCAAUGACAUGCGGGAACACUUUGUCAUUGACCCCCUGAUCGGAAAGAGGUCGCAACUGUUGCUGGCGACGCAGCUGUGCCGAAUGGUGCUCAAAAUCAACAAUGUGAUCAUGUCAGGAGAUGACGACAACGAGUUCUAA
Exophiala spinifera is the source of this 1647-nucleotide messenger RNA. Its product is annotated as T-complex protein 1 subunit epsilon. Gene Ontology annotation, molecular function: ATP hydrolysis activity; ATP-dependent protein folding chaperone; ATP binding. The record is from RefSeq and is a predicted model, not a curated record. NCBI's taxonomy places the organism in Eukaryota, Fungi, Ascomycota, Eurotiomycetes, Chaetothyriales, Herpotrichiellaceae. Gene Ontology annotation, cellular component: chaperonin-containing T-complex. The transcript is spliced from 3 exons. Gene Ontology annotation, biological process: protein folding. Bases 1 to 1647 code for a protein of 548 amino acids.